AGGCAGGGGAGACGGCGGAACCUUUCUCCGGGUUCAGGCGGCCGCCCGGAGGGGAGCAGCCAUGGCGGCGUGAGCUGGUCCCUGAUGUCGCUGCUGUCGGAGAGUGAGCGGCGCGGCUGCCGGGAGAUCCUGCAGGCGCUGGGCCGGUGCGAGCUGCUGUCGGUGGCGGACACGGUCACCAACAGGAUGCUGCGGAUCGACAGCGAAGCGGAAGCCAUGAAUGCAAUACUAAGCUAUAGCCAGAGUGCUGAGGAGCUGCUCAAGAGGAAGAAGUUACACCGUGACAUACUGUUUCAGUACCUAGCAAAACAUAGCAUUGUGAUCCCUAUCCAUGCAGAGAAAUAUCAAUUGAUUCAGAGAAUUAUUGACUAUUGGAGGGAGGACACUGCUGCUAACCAGGAAACUGAUGUUCAUGCAAGCACAUCAGGAAAUGAUGCACCAGAAGUUGAUCUAGCUAUUAAUCACAAGGGUGAUUACCAGGCAAUGGGGCUACAGUUUUGCAAGUGGUUUUAUCAGCUUCUGAACUCCCAGAAUCCUUUGCUACAAGAACGGUCAUCAGAGUGGGGCCCACAGCACUUUUGGGAAGAUGCCAAACUUAAGUUUUCAUACCGAACUUUAGAACAGCAGUUGGAGGAGUACACUGGUGCGGUUUUGGUCAGCCUCCGUUUAUUAGCACUGACAAAGGACGAGCAUCUAUUCCUAAAUCCCAACCUGACUGGCGAUGGACUAAAGUGCAUCCAUUCACCUCAUGGAUUAGUUAUUAUUGCAGUAGCUGGCACAAUUCACAGGGAUGCCGUCUGCCUUGGAGUUUUUGAGCAGAUCUUUGGUCUCAUCCGCUGUCCAAGUAACGAGAAUAAUUGGAAGAUGAAACUUAUUCAUCUCAAGAUCACUGGGCAAGGUGCAAUGUCAUCGUCUCUUCAGUCGAAUGAGGCAUCGCAGCCACCCAUUAUCAAAUAUGAAUCCAAGGAGCUACUGCAAGUCUUUGAAGAGAACGCAGUGGGAGUUUAUGAUUGAGGCUAUGAUGAUCUGUUAGACCGUAGUGAAGAACUGCUUUAUGAACUUGCAUUGAGGCUUUAAACAUACACUGGAUGGCAAGACAAUGUAUUGCAAUGCCACCUGUACUGCAAUUCGCGCUUAGAUGUAACUAAUGGUUCUCCAAAAAAACAAUUUAAAACACGCAAAAUGCUGAACUUGUUGCUUAUGCAAUGCACUAGUCGGAUAGGUAACCUUGCCAAAAAUCCUUAGUGAGCAUGUGUCUUUUUUCUUAACAAAGAAAGAAUGCUAUUUGGUCUAAUACCAUCUUGUUACCGAUGGACUGGUGUUAAAGAUAAUAACCACUAUAAAAAACACAAUUUCUUCAGUUUGUGUCUUGACGACCAACAACACAAAUUGCACCAGUGAGAUUAUUAAAUACAUUUUUCAACAUUUUCUUUGCUGGAAGCUCUGUUUGUUAAUAAACUUCUUUUUUGGAAAU
Leucoraja erinaceus (little skate) is the source of this 1474-nucleotide messenger RNA. RefSeq names its product chromosome 13 C3orf38 homolog (gene c13h3orf38). The transcript is spliced from 3 exons. Lineage: Eukaryota; Metazoa; Chordata; Chondrichthyes; Rajiformes; Rajidae. The record is from RefSeq and is a predicted model, not a curated record. Bases 85 to 1014 code for a protein of 309 amino acids.